This is a messenger RNA of Achroia grisella, 357 nucleotides long. RefSeq names its product serendipity locus protein beta-like. Lineage: Eukaryota; Metazoa; Arthropoda; Insecta; Lepidoptera; Pyralidae. The annotation marks the transcript as partial. The record is from RefSeq and is a predicted model, not a curated record. The transcript has 2 exons.
GUAAAAUUGUCCACGUGCUCAAUAUGCGGGAAAGUUCUGUGUUCGAAGGCAUCGCUGAAGCGGCAUUGCCGACAAGCGCCCGAGAGGCAGGAGGAGUACCGAUGUACCAUAUGCGGUAGUCUACUGCUCGAGGAACUCUCUGAUGACACAUAUACACCUGUGCCCCUCCGUAUGCCUCCGCCGACAGCUGGCGGCAUCAACGAGCCUCAAGAGUGUCCGUACUGCCGCAGGACAUUCUCUUGUUACUAUUCCUUGAAACGACACUUCCAAGACAAACACGAGCAGUCUGAUACUUUGUACGUGUGCGAGUUCUGCCACCGAAGGUACAGAACCAAGAACUCGCUGUGCACUACAUGA